Tricharina praecox is the source of this 922-nucleotide messenger RNA. RefSeq names its product transport protein particle component. Bases 169 to 780 code for a protein of 203 amino acids. NCBI's taxonomy places the organism in Eukaryota, Fungi, Ascomycota, Pezizomycetes, Pezizales, Pyronemataceae. Gene Ontology annotation, biological process: endoplasmic reticulum to Golgi vesicle-mediated transport; regulation of GTPase activity. Gene Ontology annotation, cellular component: cis-Golgi network; trans-Golgi network; TRAPP complex. The transcript is spliced from 4 exons. The record is from RefSeq and is a predicted model, not a curated record.
CAUGAAGCUCUAACCUCUAACCACCAUCCCUACCCAGCUAUCUAGCGCAUCUCUCGCCCACCUCCCACUCCCGUACUCGCACCCCAACCCAACAAGCACCCCCCAGCGCCCCCCAGCACCCCCCAGCAACCUCCCACGACGCGCCGCCCACCCGCCCGCCCUUUAACGAUGUCAUUCGACGCCCCGCUCCCGCCAUUCAGCGCGUCCGACCCGAACGCGACAUUCCUCAACAGCUCCGCGCUCGACCUACUGCUGAUCGAGAUCGUGCCUUUGGCACGACGGCUCGCGCUCCACUCUACGAGCGCCGGGGGGGAGGGGGGCGACGGCGAGGGGGGCGAUGGCGAGGCCACCGCCGACGAGGAGGAGCAGCGCGAGGCUAUGUUCUACCGGCUUGAGCAGCUGGGGUUCAAGGUUGGGCAGGGGCUCGUGGAGAGGUUCUCGAGGGACCGCGCAAGAAUGGUCGAGACGCUCGAUGUAAUAAAGUUCAUCUGCAAGGACCUGUGGAUGAUUGUGUUCCGGAAGCAGAUCGAUAAUCUCAAGACGAACCAUAGGGGGGUCUACGUUUUGACGGAUAAUGCGUUCCGGCCGUUUUCCCGGAUGAGUACCGAAGCGGGCGGGAAUGCCGUGUUGAAAGCACAACCUUUUCUAUGGUUUCCCUGCGGCAUCGUCAGAGGCGCGCUGGCAAACAUGGGAGUCAAUGCAAGCGUGCAAGCCGAAACGACAGAGCUACCGACAGCAACCUUCAAGAUCGAGACCAUCUCCGGGAGAUCGGCGGUAUAGACGGAGGCGGGACGAGAGGGGGAACUCAGCUACAGCUAUACUCUGCCUACUACUGCUGCUGCUGCGAACCACAAAUUUGUCACUGUCACACUUCACGGUUUUGUUUGUUUUCUUCAUCUUGAUAUUGCAUGGAACUGGCGAC